AUGGGGAUAAAACAUCUUCUCCUGCUCCUGGUCUACUUGGACCCGCUCCACGUGCUGUGUGCCGCUGCGAACAAGAGAACCAAGCCGGCCCCCAAGCGGACCGCACGGCCCCGGGAGGUGAACAGCACCGGCGGGCCGGGCGCCCCCGCCCCGGGCCGGAUUCGGGUCACCCAGGUGCAGGCUCCGGCGGUCGGAGCGCACGACACGUGCUUGGGGUACUAUGACGUGAGUGGACAGCUGGACAAGGAGUUCGAGUGCAACAACACGGACCACCGCUUCUGCUGCGGCAGUUGCUUCCUGCGCUUCUGCUGCGCAGACCAGGGGAAGCGCCUCGAGCAGAAGUACUGCACGAACUACAACACUCCAGACUGGAUAAAGACCCAGCCUCCCUCCCCCGCGCCCACGGGGGACACGUACGACCCGGAGCUAGACCAGACCAACACCACGGUGUACAUCUCGUGCGGCGUGGUGGCGCUCGUCAUAGCCAUCGGGAUCGGCGCCAAAGUUGCCUACGACAAGGCGACCAAACCGCCGCAGGAGAUGAACGUCCACAGAGCACUUGCAGACAUUUUGCGGCAACAAGGAACCAAUCCGACGUCUCUGCAUGAACAUGAGAACAUGGCAGAGUUGGAAGACUCGUCCAAAGACGAAACACCUGUGAGGAACUUCAAGAACCACUACACACCUGUCCAUAGCCACGCCCCAAACCAUGGGCACUAUGGCAAGGAGGCGCUGCGCGGGGCCCCGGACAUGCACAACUUUAUUUCUUCGGGCUUUGUGACGCUCGGACGGGGCCACCUGAAAGCACAGCACUCGGUGGAUGACCUGGGCCAUAUGUCGUGGCAGGGCGACCCAGAUGCCCCCAUCUCCUACGGUAACCACCAACACGACUACCAGCACAGCCACCUGGACCUGACUCUCACGCCCAAGAUGGCCCACAGACAAAUGAGACACGAUCGCCCGCAGCGGGGGAACAACAUCCUGACGUCGGCGACAGAGCCCUACGACCUGUCGCGCUCCUUCCAGAACCUCAGCCCCCUCCCCCCCUCCUUCGAGCUGCCCCCCCUCAAGGCUGCGCUGACGGAUAAGGACGUCGAGGACUACUACAUGAGGAAGCACCACGACCCGGGCCCCCGGGGGCCCACCCACAUGGUGAAGCUGAGCGACGAGCCGCCUCCCCGCCAGCGGCCGCGCCGGGUCCAGCGGGCCAUGUCCCAGGACCACGUGCUGUCCCCGCCCCGCACGCCCCGGCGCAGCGCCGGCGGCGGCGGGGGCGGCGGAGGGGGCGGGGACUACGGGCUGUCGGCCUACGGCGGCAUGGCGGCGGCGGCCUACGGCAGCAGCCGGCACCUCUCGGAGGACCAGCUGCUGUCGGCCGACCGGCUGCACUCCCAGGAGCCGCUGCUGCUGCUGUCGCCCACCAUGCGGCGCGACAAGUUCCGCGAGAAGGCCAUGGCGCGCGCCAUGUCCCACGCCGACAUGCUGAUGCCCACCACGCCCAAGGUGGACCGCCACGCCAAAAUGAUCAAGAUGCACUCGCACCCCACGCCGCGCGACUACAACACGCUGACCGUCGGCCACGACUACAACACGCUGACCGUGGGCCAUGGCGGCGGCGGCGGCGGUGGCGGCGGUGGCGGCGGCGGCGGCGGUGGCGGCGGCGGCGGCGGUGGGCCGUCGUCCUCCAAGCGGCAGGCGUUCGCGUCGCGCCGCAUGCACACGGUGGACCACCUGCAGUACGUCCCCGCACCCCACAACUACCGCACCGCCAGUAAGAACGAGGUCACCGUCUAG
Gadus chalcogrammus (walleye pollock) is the source of this 1794-nucleotide messenger RNA. Its product is annotated as protein shisa-6-like. The transcript is spliced from 8 exons. Gene Ontology annotation, biological process: regulation of short-term neuronal synaptic plasticity; regulation of AMPA receptor activity. The coding region runs from base 1 to 1794 and encodes 597 amino acids. Lineage: Eukaryota; Metazoa; Chordata; Actinopteri; Gadiformes; Gadidae. The record is from RefSeq and is a predicted model, not a curated record. Gene Ontology annotation, cellular component: postsynaptic density; dendritic spine membrane; postsynaptic membrane.